Molecule: messenger RNA, 780 nt
Organism: Cryptomeria japonica (Japanese cedar)
Lineage: Eukaryota; Viridiplantae; Streptophyta; Pinopsida; Cupressales; Cupressaceae
Product: NDR1/HIN1-like protein 6
Exons: 1
Coding region: 1-780 (259 amino acids)
Cellular component (GO): plasma membrane
Source: RefSeq, a predicted model, not a curated record
AUGGCGGAAGCAAGGCAGGUUUAUCUAGCAAAAAAGAACGUAGGGAAGGCCGCGUGGAAAAGUACAUUGCCCAAUGCUCCUCUGAUUCCCAAAUCGAGCCUUAUGUCUGAAAAAGUAAAAUCCGAGGUUAAGCCAGGCAAGUUUAUGCAAGCUCAGAUUUCCACACAGGAGGCGCCCUCCAGAUAUUACUCCUGCCUUCCGAAGCGCCGCCGCAAUUUGUACUGUCUCUGCCUCGUCUCCACGUUUUGUCUCCUGUUGCUCUUUAUUCUCAUUGCUGCCGCCAUUCUCUACGCUGUCUUCCAACCUAGGAUACCCAAAUACUCAGUCGACAACGUUCAGAUUACCAGCUUCUCCCUCGGUUUAGACGCUACGCUUUCUUCACAGUUUACAGUGCGUGUGAGAAUGACGAAUCCGAAUAAAAAGAUCGGCAUAUAUUACUUAGAUGACAGCUAUAUUGGGGUUUUCUACACCGGCACGGAGAUGUGCAGGGGCAAACUGCCUGCGUUUUACCAGGCCCACAGGAAUACUACUAAUUUAGACAUUAUUCUCACAGGGACUAAUGUCGAGAUUACCACAAAGAUGUUUGCGUUGCUGAUUGCACAGCAGCAGGAGGGUAGCAUUCCUCUGCGUUUGAAGGCGAAUGUUCCCGUGAAGAUCAAGCUCGGGAAACUGAAAACCAUGAAGAUUGCUUUCCGCGUACGCUGUGAGCUGGUGGCCGACAACCUUGAUGAGAACACCAGUUUCAACAUCAGCACGAAGAAAUGCAAGGUGAAGCUUUGA